Molecule: messenger RNA, 1077 nt
Organism: Limanda limanda (common dab)
Lineage: Eukaryota; Metazoa; Chordata; Actinopteri; Pleuronectiformes; Pleuronectidae
Product: beta-1,3-galactosyltransferase 9
Exons: 2
Coding region: 1-1077 (358 amino acids)
Cellular component (GO): membrane
Molecular function (GO): hexosyltransferase activity
Source: RefSeq, a predicted model, not a curated record
AUGCAGUGCUUUCUGUUCAAGCUGCGUACCCACCAGUGGUGUUUCCUCCUGUUCAACGUGCUGCUCUUCCACGCCUUAUUGUUCGGGGCCGAUUUUGUCGAGGAGUACCUCCUGCAGCCCUCGCCUGCUGUCUACACCGAUGGCACCGUUGUUGAAGUGAGGGAAAGAGCGAGGAAACUGGACCUGAGCAAUGCCAGGGAGAACAUGUCCCAGGUCUACCCCAUCACUAACCCUGAUGCCUGCAGGAACUCUGACCUCUUCCUCCUCACGCUAGUCUUCAGCUCCCCAGAGAAUGUUACCCAGCGAGAGGCAGUCAGGAGGACGUGGGCCAACCAAACUCUAAUCCAGGACUUUCCCGUGAAGGUGCUGUUCUUCGUAGGAUCUACUCAGACUUCUGCUGCACAGGAGACCAUCAUGAGAGAGUCCGACCACUAUGGGGACAUGGUCCAGGCUCAUGACAUGGCUGAUUCGUCCCUCCGGGGCCCAUCAGAGAGGACGGUGCUGGCACUCCGCUGGGUCAUCACCUUCUGUCCUCUGGCGCGGUUUGUCCUGCUCACCGAGAACUCUGUGUUCGUCAAUCUCCCUGCCAUCGGAGGCUACCUGCUCGGGUUGCACAGGCCGCCUGAGGACAUUUACCUAGGUAGGGUGAUCCAGAAAGACCCACCUGAUAGAGACCCCAAAAGUUCCGGCUACCUUCCCCUCGUUCUCUACCCUAACAAGUACCUGCAUGAAUACUGUGACGGGACGGCGUACGUUCUGUCCCAAGAUGUGGUCCGAAAAGUGUACGUAGCCUCUGCGGCGGUUCGAGCUCCUGUGAGAGCUGCUGUGUUUGUGGGCCUUUGUGCUCACAAGGCUGGUGUGGUACCGACCCACUGCGCCAGGUUCUCGGGAGAAAAACACAUUCCUUACAACGCCUGCUGCUACCACUACCUGUUCAGCUCAGCAGGGAUGGGGAAUCGUGAGCUGGAGAGAGUUUGGGCAGACCUGGGACAGAAGGGCGGAAGAUGCACACUGUUCAAGACCUACUAUGGCCUGGUGAAGUGCAAGGCCCUCUCAUACCUGGAUAAACUGUACUAA